Molecule: messenger RNA, 848 nt
Organism: Leptopilina boulardi
Lineage: Eukaryota; Metazoa; Arthropoda; Insecta; Hymenoptera; Figitidae
Gene: Atg12
Product: autophagy protein 12-like
Exons: 4
Coding region: 232-654 (140 amino acids)
Biological process (GO): nucleophagy; autophagosome assembly; C-terminal protein lipidation
Cellular component (GO): Atg12-Atg5-Atg16 complex; phagophore assembly site membrane; cytoplasm
Source: RefSeq, a predicted model, not a curated record
UGUGUACACUCAAUAUUCUCCUCGAACUGUCAGUUUGUUUGUUUACUUUGAAAAAAGGAAUAAAUAUUUAGCAAAUUAUUAGAUAACUAUAUUUUACAAAAAAAACAUACCCUUUGUAAAAUAUCUAUCGCAGUGGAUCUGUGGAGACCGUUGUUGUAUUAUUCAAUUAUUUGCAAAAAAUGAAUUGAGAUUCAUCUUAUUCAGUUAUCGUUAUUAUUAUCUUUUUAAAUUAUGGCGGAUGAGGAAAGUUACUCAAUGAAUGAGGACGUUUCAAAAAAUAAUCCAGUAAUAUCAGAGACCUCAAACUUUGAUGAACCUCAAGAUACUGCUUGCGUUGAAACAAAUUUGUCAGCAAAUGGAAAUCCACAAAUAUCUGCUAAAGAUAAAUCAAAAAUUGACAUUUUACUAAAAGCCGCUGGUGAUGCACCAAUAAUGAAGAAGAAGAAAUGGGCAGUAAAUCCAGAUAAGCAUAUUGGAUCUGUCGGAGAAUUUAUUAAAAAAUACAUCAAAUUAGAACAGAACGAAAAAUUAUUUCUCUACAUAAAUCAAACGUUCGCUCCCGCUCCAGAUCAAACAGUCCAAAACCUCUUUGAUUGUUAUGGGACCGAUGGAAAACUAAUUAUUCAUUAUUGUAAAAGUCAAGCUUGGGGUUGAAAUAUGAAAAGAAGAAGAAAUGACAAAAGUAUUACAAUAUUCUUUUAUUUUAAAAAUAUUUGUAACUUUAAACAGUGCUGAUUUAUCAAUUUAAAUCACUAAUUUCUAUAUAGAGAUAUCAGUAUAUACAUGUUAUUACGUCAUAUCGUGUACAAAUCGAUUAUAAUAUUAUCAUUUUAUAAAAAAAAACGAUC